UUGGAACUACAAUCCCAAGAGUCAUGGCGGCUGUCUUGGACUAGGGUGUUUUGUGGGUCAGGCUUGAGGCCCGAGUGCUCGUCGCAAUCCGGUUUAAAAUCCAGUUGUCGGGAUCUGCUUUCCUCACUCACAGAACGCGAGAAAUGGCAGCCAAAGAAAUUUUGCAGUUAGAUCUGUACUCGCUAUUGGGUGUCAGUGACGACGCUACUGGCAAAGAGAUAAAGAAAGCUUACAGACAGAAGGCUUUGAAAUGCCACCCUGACAAGAACCCAGACAAUCCCAAAGCAGUGGAAUUGUUCCAUCAGUUAUCACAGGCUCUGGAAGUUCUCACAAAUGCAGCAGCAAAGGCAGCCUAUGACCAAAUUAGAAAAGCCAAAAAGCGAGCAGCAGAAAGAGAUCGAAAACUCGACAGCAAAAGAAAGAAAGUAAAGCAUGACUUGGAGGCUCGUGAGCGGGAAGCCCAGCUCAUUGAGGAAGAAGAUAUUAAGAUUGCAAAGAAUUUUGAUGAAGUGAUUGCAAAACUCAGGGAGGAGGGCUCCAGAAAUUUACAGGAACAGCAGAGGCUCAUCAAAGAACAGAUAAUGCUGGAAAGAGAGCAGAGGUUGAGAGGUUCUGAUGUCCAAACAGAUUCCAAAAACAAAUCGACCCCGAAACUGAAAUUGAAAUGGAAGUGUAACAAGGAUGAUGAAUUAAAUGGUGGUUAUUCUCACGAAUUUCUCCUAUCAAUUUUGCAAAAGUAUGGCGAAGUUUUAAACUUGAUUAUAUCCAAUAAAAAGAAAGGCAGUGCUAUAGUGGAAUUUUCCUCAACUAAGACCGCUGAGCUGGCUUUCAAGAAUGAGACUGGUUUAAUAAGUAACCCCUUGAAGAUUUCCUGGCUGGAAGGGCAGCCCCCUACAAGCAACACAAACAACCCAGCAAACAUCUCAUCGUCUUUUGUGGAAAGUAGUACACACAGUCCAUUACAGAACACUGCUCGGACUGAACGGGAUUAUGAAAGUCUAGUGAUGAUGCGGAUGCGACAGGCAGCAGAAAGGCAGCGUCUCAUCGAAGAGCUUCAGAAAGAUGAUGAUUAAACAUGCUGCAGGACUGUGCUUUACACAUUAGUUUCACCGGAAAUAAACUUUUUUUUCAUGAAUCUUUA
This is a messenger RNA of Leucoraja erinaceus (little skate), 1141 nucleotides long. It is a transcript of the gene dnajc17, whose product is annotated as DnaJ (Hsp40) homolog, subfamily C, member 17. Gene Ontology annotation, cellular component: spliceosomal complex. The coding region runs from base 144 to 1073 and encodes 309 amino acids. The transcript has 11 exons. The record is from RefSeq and is a predicted model, not a curated record. Gene Ontology annotation, biological process: spliceosomal complex disassembly. Gene Ontology annotation, molecular function: RNA binding. Lineage: Eukaryota; Metazoa; Chordata; Chondrichthyes; Rajiformes; Rajidae.